AUGUCCGUCGUGGUGAAACAUUUGAAUGCUGACUCGACCUUCCUUCUUGUCUUCUCGCAUGAAGAGACUUCUCACGCUACAGACCUCCCAUCUGUCAAUGGAAGAUUAUCAGUUCUCAUUGAUCCUUGGCUUGCUGGGCCGUCCAUUGUCACAGCACCCUGGUUUGCAAAGACAGAGCACAGAAUCACAAGUGCCAUCCAGCAUCUCUCCGAGAUAGAAGAACCUGAUGUGGUUAUUGUCUCGCAGAACAAACCUGACCAUUGCCACAAGGAAACCCUCCUCCAACUCCGCCCUCAUGGAAAGACUAUCAUCGCAGCCGAGCCGAGUGCUGCAAAAACGAUCAAGAGCUGGAACUAUUUUGAUCCGACCAAUGUCCGUGGCAUCCUCAAAUACGACCCCAGGUCCAAAUUUGGUCGGUCUCUACAGAUACGAAUCCCUCCGCUCUCUCCUCUUGGUCUCCCUGGCGAACUCAAUAUCGCAUUCAUUCCAGCCAAGUCUUACAUGACUGGAUUGCAUAACGCGUUCGGGAUCACAUAUCAGCCUCCCACGCACACCAGAGCAUUUGCACCCGUCUCCACGGUCGAUCUUCCCAGGACGACAAGAUAUUUUCAUGUGCCCUUGACUCCAACGACAAUGCCGCCCUCAAGCCCUCCUCCGCUCAUGUCACCUACCGUGGCUAGACCCAUGUCAUUUGAUGGAUCUUCUCGCAACCACGAUCUUGCAUUGAGUCCUCGAUUGUCGCAGAUUAGGAGACACCGGCCACGGUUAUCCAGAGACUGGAACAGGACCUCCGACCUAUCGCCGAAUGGUUCCGAUGAACCCAGCAUCCAGGUCGUUCCAAACCCAGAGACUGGAGAGAUCGUGGAUCGAUUCGUUACAAUCCCAAGUCAAUCACCGCGGCUGGACUCUCGCUCCCAGUUCAAAUUGGGUCACGCUCCUUCUGCGUCUGGACACGCUUUACCGACGCCUCCUGAUUCUCCCGCCACAAUGCCGGCAGUUUCGAGCGAGUGCUGUUCCGCCGGGACUCGGUUGUCUCCUUUGAGUCCAGCGAGCGGUCAAACCGAUCCAACCAGCCCGGCCCUUCAAAAUUCCGUGACCGCUCUCGUUUCGAUGUCGGGCCUGUCUCCAGUCACGCCCGCUCGGCCAAAGGCCAUAUCAAUCAUUUACUCGCCGCACGGUCUUCCUCUCACGGAUCUCCAGCCGUACAUUCAGAAUCACCUAGUCCGGGUACCGGGGGCCCUUCCAUUAACCCUACUCUUCCACUCCUUCGACCAUGCCCAGAAUCCAUGGUAUCUCGGAGGCAACAUCAUGACGGGCGUACAAGGUGGAGCUGAACUUGCUCGCUCACUCAUGGCGCGAUGCUGGAUCAGCGCUCAUGACGAGGUAAAGGACGACCAUGGUCUGAGCGUCAAGAAAUUGCGCGUCAAGCGCGUCACAGCCGACGAAGCGACAGAGUAUCUAUGGGAAGGCGAAUACGGUAAGUGGUUGCAGGGAAGAGGUUGGACCUGCAAUGUCAGGAGUCUUGACGUGGGCAAGGAGAUGGUUAUCCGUUCAGUGAGCCCGAACUCUCCGAAGCAGUCUAGCGUUGAAGGCCCACGCGAAAGCUCCUGA
Molecule: messenger RNA, 1611 nt
Organism: Capronia coronata CBS 617.96
Lineage: Eukaryota; Fungi; Ascomycota; Eurotiomycetes; Chaetothyriales; Herpotrichiellaceae
Exons: 1
Coding region: 1-1611 (536 amino acids)
Source: RefSeq, a predicted model, not a curated record